Jaculus jaculus (lesser Egyptian jerboa) is the source of this 13319-nucleotide messenger RNA. It is a transcript of the gene Pkhd1, whose product is annotated as PKHD1 ciliary IPT domain containing fibrocystin/polyductin. The transcript has 69 exons. The record is from RefSeq and is a predicted model, not a curated record. Bases 402 to 12614 code for a protein of 4070 amino acids. Lineage: Eukaryota; Metazoa; Chordata; Mammalia; Rodentia; Dipodidae.
GGUCAUCGGCUCUUGGCAGAGACAAGCAAGAUCAUUCCGAGAGGAAAGAUAAUUUCUCCUCCUUUGAAUCACAAGAGAGAAGCAGAAAAAGCAUUCAUCUCUUGUUGAUACUGUAGUGCACAGAAGGAAGGAAGAGGUGUGCAGUAAGAGGCCUGAAGCGUCUUGUCUUUCAGGCUCGCGCAGGAGGAGACUGAGAGGAGGGAAGAAGAAAGGGAAAAGGGGAAGAGGGGCCAGCUGAGGAAAGAAGGACGGGCAGAAAGAGGACUUGACUAAACACACGUGAAAACAUUGUAGCUCGGAGAGCUUAUUCUUUAUAAGGCACAGAGCUCCAUCGCUGCAACCAGUCCUGAAAAUGCUUUUAACAGCCGAGCAACCUUAAGAGGGCGAUCGCACUGGACGUGAUGCCUUGCUGGCUAUUUGCUCUUCUGAGUGUGCAAGCAUUACCUCUAACAGAACCUCACCCUAGUGUCCGCAUUGAACCCAAAGAAGGCAGCUUGGCAGGCGGAACGUGGCUCACAGUCAGUUCUGAUGAUUUGGAGAGGGGUGUCCUUUACCCCAGAGAUGGCUCUCAGCUAGAAAUAGACCUGGUGAAUGUGGCAGUGCCUUCUUUGCCGAGGAUCCCUUGUGAUGUCUCUCCUGUCCUCUUGGAUUUGCCUGUGGUGACAUGCCGGACCAGGUCACUGCAGUCCGAAGCUCACGAAGGUCUGUACUCUCUGGAAGUGCGCUCUGGGGGACAGGUUGUAGGGAGCUCAUGUACAGGAUCACGUGACAGCUGUACUUUCAGGUUUUCCAAGGCUCAGACACCCUUUGUGUACCGCGUUGACCCACCGAGUGGAGCUCCAGGAGAACUAAUACACGUGCAUGGUUGGAUUAUCACUGGAAAGUUGGAAACCUUUGAUUCUGAGGCUGAGUACAUCGACAGUCCGUUGAUUUUGGAAGCUCAAGGAGACAGAUGGAUCACUCCUUGUUCUCUUAUAAACAGGCACACGGGAGACAGCUACCAUAUUCAGGAAGACCAUGGCCUUGGGACUGUGCAGUGCCACGUGGAAGGCCAUUACAUCGGCUCCUCCAAUGCUAGUUUCUCAGUAUUUAACAAAGGAAGGUCCAUGGUGCACAAGGAUGCGUGGCUCGUCAGCGCGAAGCAGGACCUGUUCCUGUACCAGACGCACUCAGAAAUACUCUCCGUGUUUCCAGACACUGGGAGCCUUGAGGGAAGAACAGAUAUCACGAUCACAGGAGACUUCUUUGACACGUCUGCCCAGGUUACCAUUGCAGGCAUUCCAUGUGACAUUAGACACGUGUCUCUCAGGAGGAUUGAGUGCACCACCAGGGCUCCAGGAAAAGGAGCAAGGCUCACCGCUCCUCAGGCAGGCAAUCGAGGACUUCUUUUUGAAGUUGGAGAAGCAGCUGGGGACGUAGAACUGACUGAAGACACCCCGGGGUACAGGUGGCAGAUCGUCCCGAAUGCCAGUUCUCCAUCUAGAUUUUGGCCGAGGGAAGGACACCCUUUCAGAUCACGGCUCAGUGGGUUCUUCAUGGCUCCCGAGACGAACAAUUACACAUUCUGGAUCCAGGCAGACAGCCAAGCCUCCUUGCAUUUCAGUUGGUCAGAGGAACCAAGGACCAAGGUGCAGGUGGCCUCCGUCGGAGCGGGCACUGCUGACUGGUUUGACUCCUGGGAGCAGAACGGGGAUGACGGGGUCUGGAACCAGAAGACUCCCAAGCUGGAGCUGUUGGGAGGAGCCAAGUAUUACCUGGAAGCAGAGCAUCACGGAAUAGCGCCCAGCCGAGGCAUGAGAAUCGGUGUCCAGGUCCACAACACUUGGCUGAACCCUGACGUGGUCCCCACCUACCUCCUGGAGAAACACCAGAUCCGAGCGCGAGCCCAGAGACUUCCAGAAAUACAGAUGCUGAACGUGAAAGGUCUAGGAAAUUUUUUCCUUACUUGGGACAAUGUCUCCAGCCAACCAAUUCUUGCAAAUGCCACAGCCCAGCAGGUUCAGUCCGCCAUUGAGGAAUUACUUGCAGUAAAAUGCACACUGGAUCCUGUUUCAGCCAACAUCCUACUGCGGCUUGGAUUUGAACAAGGCCUACAAGGCUCCAGCUCUGACGGGGUUCUCACCAGUGCGACGGAGCCCUUCUGUGGCAGGUUCAGCCUCCACCGGCCCCGACACCUUGUCUUAGACCCCUUGGCCGCAGAGAAAGGCUAUCGGCUGGAUCAGUACCCAUGGCUGUGUAUUGCAUACAAAGGCCACACGCGCACGACCCUGAGGGUGACGGUGUCUUUCACAUCGGGCUUACGAAAUGUCAUCAAGAAGAACAGCACCUGCAACUGGAGUCUCGUGGAGCCCAGCCCCGAGAGCUGGCAGUUCACGUGCACCAACCUGUGGGAUGCAUGUCUGUGGCCCUCCGAGGAUCUCCAGCCUUCUCCCGCGAGCAACUCCGUGUUCGUUCAUCGGAUUGACAUCCUGCCUGUGGCCCAGGACACAGGCCUGCUCUAUAUGGAUGAAAUUAUUAUUACAGAUACACACGUGUCAGUCUCUCAGGGUGCUUCUGGGACAGCUCGCUCAGGUGUGCAUCUGGUGGAGUCAGUCUCUGUGGCAGGAUCCCCUCCAGUCUACAAUAUAACCUCCUGGUUAGUGGGGUGUGGCACGGAGCUCCCACUCAUCAGUGCAUGCUCUGUGUCCACUGAAGGAACAGAAGAAGGAGCAGGACUCUUCCAGGUGACUGCCCAGAGACUCCAGAGGAGCAGCUCACCGUUGGGAGGACACUUCCUCAUUCAACUUGCUGACACAGUGAUUCCGGAUGUCCCUGUACACAUUUCUGCUAGUCGCCUUCACAAGCUCUUGCAGGACAAUGCUGAUGACGUCACAUCUAGAUACCUCAACGUCAGUGACUUCACCGUGACAGAGGAUCUGGCCUCUUGUUAUGAACAUGUGUGGACCCUUUCCUGGACCACCCAGGUUGGGGAUUUGCCCAACUUUAUCAGGGUCUCUGAUCAAAAUCUGACUGGAAUGACGCCUGCUGUGGCCAUGCGUGUGGUGUACGAUGGUGGAGUUUUUCUUGGGCCCAUAUUUGGAGACAUGCUGGCUUCUGCCAACCAGAAGACUCAGGUGGUGGUACGAGUGAAUGAUAUACCAGCUCACUGCCAAGGCUCCUGUUCUUUCCAAUACCUCCAAGGGUCAACUCCUACGGUGCACUUUGUAUGGUAUUCCCUUGGUCAUGACAACAACGCACUCGUUCAUCUUAUUGGAACUGGUUUCUCUAAUGAUUCUUGGGCCAUACAGGUUACGGUGAACAAAACAAAUUGUGAAGUGAUUUCCUCAAACCACACAAAUGUAGCCUGUCAGACAGACCUGCUACCAGCUGGAAUUUAUCAGAUGUCAAUGUUGGUGAGACCUUCUGGCCUUGCUAUCAAUGCCAGUGGAGAAGGCCUCUUCCUAUAUGUGGAACCCAGACUGAAUGCUGUGGAACCUUCCAGAGCUUCAGAGAUUGGAGGACUCUGGGCCACCAUCCGAGGCUCUGGUUUGGAAGGUGUUAACCUGGUGUUAUUUGGAUCUCAGUCUUGUACUGUCAAUGUCACUAGCAGCAAUUCACACAGAAUCCAAUGCAGAGUUCCACCCAGGGGGGAAGAUGGCUACAUUGUGAAUGUGACCGUGGUCAUUGGGGACCACUCUGCUGUUCUUGUCAGAGCGUUUAUUUAUGAUCCCUCUUUAAAUCCAGUGAUUGUGUCUUUAAGCAGAAACAGAAGCAGCAUAGCUGGAGGUGCAGUCAUUGUCCUUGGGACGGCGCGGCCGCUGCCGGUGAACGGUACAGACAUGGAUGUGCGCGUCCGGGUCCGGGACACCUCCGCUCAGGUUCGCGCUCCGACGGCUCAGGGCCUGGAGGCCGUGCUGCCUGCGCUGCCGGCAGGUGUCUACACGGUGUCUGUCUCCGUCAACGGGGUCAGCCUUCACUCACAAGGGGUUGAUCUCCACAUCCAGUACAUCACGGAAGUCUCCAGCAUUGAGCCUUGCUCUGGGUCCCUCCUGGGUGGAACUGUCCUCAGCCUCUCAGGAAUAGGGCUGAGCACAGAGCCGGCUUUGAUGCGGGUGCUUGUGGGUAAGCGGCCCUGUGACAUUGUGAAGCUGACAGAGAUGAACAUCUGGUGUAAGACUCCUCCGGCUUCCACUCCGCCCAGUGCAGACGCUCUCACUGUCCCAGCACAGGUGGAGGUCUGGGUUGGCAACACGUCCUUGACCCAGGCACCUGCAUCGAGCUUGGUGGCGAAGGGCCUUACCUUUGCAUAUGAAGCAGCGGCAACUCCAGUGGUCACUGCCCUGUGGGGAGAAUUCACCAAUGACAGCCUGGGACUCUACGUGGAAGGACACAACCUCUCCCAGGCCGUCAUUCUUCUGGGCAACUUGGAAUGUGACAUUCAAGUACAGCCUCUUGGUGGCAAUAUGACUGCGUCUGGGUGCCACUUUCCUCUCCGCGAUUUGGAGGCAGGCACGUACCCGCUCCAAGUGCAUCACAAGAAGAUGGGGUUUGCUGACAUGUCCGCGGUGCCCCAGCAAUUUGAGGUGACACCUCGGAUAACAGCCGUCUUUCCGAUGCAUGGUUCCGUAUGUGGCGGGACAGUGCUGACUGUGAAAGGGUUCGCCUUGCGUUCUCGAAGGAGGUCCAUUCAGGUUGACCUCUCGGGCCCUGUGACCUGUGCGAUUUUGAGCGAGGGAGACCACACCGUUCAGUGCCAGAUCAACGUGGUGAGUGACCACUUGCCAGGAGCCUCCUUCACGCUGAAAGUCACAGUCCUGGUCAAUGGGCUGACCAGUGAGUGUCAGGGGAAUUGCACAUUUUUUAUGCAGGAAGAGGCAACUCCUGUUGUGGAUGUCUUGAGCAUAGACACCAGUGGGUCUGUGACCACGGUGCUCAUGAGGGGUCAGAGGCUGGGCACCACGGCCCAUGAGCCAGCAGUGUUGGUGGACGAUCGUCUUUCUUGCCUCGUAACUUUCUUCAAUGCGAGCCACGUAGCAUGCCUGGUGAGUGAUCUGACCCCUGGACAGCAUUACCUGUCAUCUCUUCACACGAGCACCGGCUACGCUUGCUUUUGUAACGUGUCCAGGCACUUCUGCAUUACGCCUCGGGUGUGGGAUUACUUCCCCAGGAACUUCAGCGUCCACGGUGGAAGCCUUUUGACCCUGGAGGGCACAGCCCUGCAAGGACAGAAUGCCACCUUGGUCUACGUUGGUGCCCAGGCCUGCCUCACGGUGAGCAUCAGUUCCGAGCUCAUCCAGUGCUUCGUUCCUGCAGGAAACGGCUCUGUCGCUCUGGAGAUUGAGGUGGAUGGAGUCUCGUACCACGUGGGAGUCAUUGGACUCAACAGCGCUUUCACCCCAGAAUUGCUUUCUGUUUCUCAGAACCACAGCAUCCUAACCUUCACAGUGGCCCGGAUCUCAGGGGCUGCCAACGUUGACCUUUAUAUUGGCACAUCACCCUGUGUGGGUGUCCAAGGCAACCGAACGGUUCUGCAGUGCCUGGUCCCUUCGCUCCCCGCUGGGGAGUACCCCGUUAGGGGCUACGACCACAACAGAGGAUGGGCCUCAUCCGUUCUCAUUCUCACCCUGAGGGCUGCGGUGACAGCUGUGACUGGGAACUUCGGCUGCCCAGGUGGAAGGCUUUUGCAUGUGUUUGGAGUGGGAUUUUCUCCAGGGAACAUCUCAGCUGCUGUGUGUGGAGAGCCCUGCCAGGUCUUGACUAAUGCUACAGUGUCUGCCUUCAGCUGUUUGGUUUUGUCCCUGGAUGUGUCUUUGGCUUUCCUGUGUGACCUGAGGCAUGCUGAGGACAGCUGUGCAGUCAUCAGUCACACAUACGUGCAGUGCGAUGUGACUGUCACCGUGGGGACAGAGAGACUGCCGGGAUCGUGGCCUUACCUCUACUUUUGUGAAGAGAGUGCCCAGUGUCUCUUUGUGCCAGAUGGAUGGACAGAGUCGGCCGUCCCAUCGUUUUCAGGCCUCUUCAUCAGCCCUAAAGUGGAAAGAGAUGAAGUUCUCAUCUAUAAUAGCUCCUGUAACAUUACCAUGGAAACUGAGUCAGAGAUGGAGUGUGAGACGCCUAAUCAGCCAAUUACCACCAAGAUUACUGAGAUACGGAGAAGCUGGGACCAGAACACUCAGGGUGACUUUUCCUUUCAGCUCUGCAGGAGAUGGUCCAGGGCUCGCACUUGGUUUCCUAGAAGAGCACCACAAGAUGGCGACAACGUCACGGUGGAGAAGGGGCGGCUGCUCCUGCUGGACGGGCGCUCCAGCAUCCUGAACUUCCUGCACAUUAAAGGUGGCAAACUGAUUUUCAUGGAACCAGGACCCAUUGAGCUCAGGGCCCACUCCAUUCUCAUUACUGAUGGUGGAGCGCUCCAGAUAGGAUCCAAGGACAAGCCUUUCCAUGGCAGAGCUCAGAUCACGCUCUAUGGGAGUUCCCACUCUUCCCCCUUCUUUCCAUAUGGAAUCAAGUUCCUGGCUGUGAGGAAUGGAACACUUUCCCUGCAUGGUUCAACACCUGAAGUAAUCGUCACCCAUCUUCGAGCAGCUGCUCGUGCCAGAGACAUGGUGUUGGCUCUGGAAGAUGCUGUGGACUGGCAUCCUGGAGACGAGGUUGUGAUCAUCAGUGGAACAGGUGCCCAAGAUGCCAAACCAGCAGAAGAGAUUGUCACCGUGGAAAGUGUGUAUGGCUCAGACCUCCGCCUCAGGUCCCCACUGAGAUAUUCGUAUAAUUUUACUGAGAGUGUACUAGGAGGAAAGCGCCAUGUGUUCAGGGCCACCGUGGCUUUGCUCAGCAGGAGUAUAACCAUAGGAGGAAACCUCACAAUGGAGAGGAUGCAGCGUCUCACUUCAUGCCUGGAGGUCAGAGCUUCAGAAGGUGAUCUGCAGCACUGUUUGUAUUCCAAGAGCGAGAAGACACUGGGAUCCAGGGAUCUUGGGGCCAGAGUCAUCAUUCAGUCCUUCCUGGAGGAGCCCAGUCUGGUCCAGCUAAAGGGGGUGCAGUUCCGAGACAUGGGGCAGGCCUUCCGUAAGCACGUGAGCUCGCUCACGCUGGUGGGAGCUCUGCAAGGUUCUUACAUCCAAGGCUGUACAGUGUGGGGCUCCUUCAGCAGAGGCCUCAGCAUGUUCAGGACCUGGGGCCUGAGGGUGGACAGUAACGUGUUCUACAAGAUAUUAGGCCAUGCGCUGCUGGUUGGGACACAUAUGGAGGGAAGUUAUACCUCUUGGAAGACUGUUGCUGGAAGAGAAACUGACUGGUCAGAACAGGGAAAUAUAAUAAGAAACAAUGUGAUCAUCAGUGUCUCUGGGGCUGAGGGACUCUCCAAUGUGGAAAUGUUGGCACCAUCUGGCAUCUAUGUACGUAGUCCCACCAAUGUGAUAGAGGGGAACGGGGUGUGCGCUGCUGGCCACGGGUACUUCUUCCACCUCGCGACCAGCUGGGCGUCGCAAGCGCCUCUCCUCUCGUUCGCUCAGAACACUGCGCAUUUUUGUACAAGGUUUGGUCUCUUUGUAUAUCCAAAAUUUCAGCCACUUUGGAAUAAAGAAACUGGCCCCACUGUGUUGCAGGACUUCACAGUCUGGGAAAGUACAGGUGGUGCCCAGAUUUUUAGAAGCAGCAAUCUUCGCCUGAAAAACUUCCAAGUUUAUUCAUGCAGAGACUUUGGAAUUGACAUCGUGGAAAGCGAUGCCAAUACUUCAGUGACUGACAGCGUAUUUCUUGGUCAUUUUAUCCACAAGGGAAAUUUAUGCAUGUCAGCUGGGAUCAAAACUCCCAAAAGAUGGGAACUGAUGGUUUCUAACACUACUUUCGUUAAUUUUGAUCUCAUCAACUGUGUGGCCAUCAGAACCUGUUCUGGCUGUUCCCAAGGACAAGGUGGAUUUUCUGUGAUGACACAGCAGUUGAAGUUCACAAACUCUUCAAAUGUGGUAGCAUUUCCCUUUCCUCAUGCAGCAGUUUUGGAAGACUUGGAUGGGUCUGUGUCUGGGCAAGAUGGAAGUCACAUUCUUGCUUCUAUGCAAACCCUUGCAUCCACAUGUUCGGCCAAUGCCAGCUUCAGUCAGCUUGUCCCAGGCAGUGUCUGUGGGGAAGGUGUUCUCUUUCAUCGUAUGUCUAUUGGUUUAGCUAACGACCUUGGUGUUUCUAACAACUUAACCCUAACUGAUAGCAGAAAUAAAACAACCACUGUCAAUUACGUACGUGACACAUUGUCAAACCAGUAUGGCUGGAUGGCUCUGCUCUUGGAUCAAGAGACCUACAGUCUACACUUCGAGAUUCCCAGGGCUAACAAAUCCUUGCAGUACUCAGCAACGCUGGACAGCUUUGCUGCUGGGAACUACAUCCUGCUGGUGCACACAAACCUGCCACCUUACCCUACCAUCCUCAUAACCUGUGGGAGCCAAGCGGGCCAGUCUCUGCAAGAUCUUCCAUGGCCUGGUCAGGACAAAGGCUGUGAUUGGUUCUUCAACAGCCAGCUGAGGCAACUCACCUAUCUGGUUUCAGGUCAAGGUCAAGUUAAAGUGUUUCUCCAGGUGAAGGAAGGUGUGCCCCCAACUAUUUCAGCCUCUACAUUGGCACCUGGAGCAGCUUUAAAGUGGUCCUCCCCUGAAACAUGGCAAGAUGUUGAAGAGGGCUGGGGAGGAUACAACCACUCCAUUCCCGGGCCUGGGGAUGACGUUGUGAUUUUACCCAACAGGACUGUUAUUGUAGAUACUGAUCUUCCAUUGCUGAAAGGCCUCUAUGUGAUGGGAACCUUAGCAUUCCCUGUGGACAGAAGCAACGUUCUAAGCGUGGCCUGCUUGCUCAUUGCAGGAGGGGAGCUGAGAGUUGGCACUUUAGAAAAUCCAUUGGAGAAAGAACAAAAGUUUCUGAUUAAUGUUAGAGCCUCAGAAGAAAUCUUUUGUGACCGUUUUUAUGGAAUUCGUAUUGACUCAGGAACCAUUGGGAUCUAUGGAAAAGUUCUGCUUCACAGUGCUUAUUCUAAGAAACCCUGGGCACACCUGGGGGCCGAUAUUGCAUCAGGAAAUGAGAGAAUUAUACUAGAAGAGGCAGUGGACUGGCAGCCCGGUGACAAAUUCGUCCUCAGCUCAUCCUCUUAUGAGCCUCAUGAGGCAGAGGUGCUUACAGUGAGGGAAGUCAAGGCUCGUGACAUCAGGAUCCGUGAGCGGCUCAAGCACCGGCACAUUGGAAGUAGCCAUGUCACAGAAGAUGGUCGGCACAUUCGGUUGGCUGUUGAGGUUGGAUUGUUGACCAGAAACAUACGAAUUCAGAGUGACACACGUUGUAGGGGGAGCCUCCUGGUGGGAUCCUUCAGGAAGUCUAACAGAGAAGAGUUUUCAGGUGUCCUUCAACUUCUCAAUGUAGAAAUUCAGAACUUCGGGUCAGCACUUCAUUCUUCCAUCGAAUUCCUGAAUGUGUCAUGGGGAUCUUGGGUCAUGUCUUCUAGUCUGCACCAAAGCUGUGGUGGGGGCAUCCACGCAUCUGCCAGUCAUGGAAUAAUUUUAAAUGACAACAUAGUGUUUGGCACAUAUGGGCAUGGCAUUGAUUUAGAGGGCAAGAAUUAUUCUCUCAGUAACAACCUCAUUCUUCUCACGAUGCAGCCUGAUGGGUCUUCUACUUGGGUGGCAGGCAUUAAAGUGAACCAUGCAAACGAGGUGACACUCCAGCAUAAUGUCGUGGCAGGCUCAGAGAGAGUAGGCUUUCACGUUCGGGGCCAUGGGUGCUCCUCUGAAGUGCCCUGGUCUGGCAACGUGGCCCACUCCAGCCUUCAUGGCCUUCAUCUUUACAAGGAGAGUGGCCCCAACAACUGUACAGGCAUCUCCGGCUUCUUGGCUUUCAAGAACUUGGACUACGGUGCGAUGGUGCACACCGAGAACAGUUUGGAGAUGGAGAACAUCACGCUGGUGGACAACGCCGUCGGGCUUUUGGCAACAGUGCAUGUGUCUUCAGACCUACUAAGUUCCGUCCAGAACGUACAGAUUGUGCUCAGGAACUCAGUCAUCGUGGCCACCAGCUCCUCUUUUGACUGCAUUCAAGACAGAGUGAAACCUUCGUCAGCCAACUUGACAUCAACAGACAGAGCACCUUCCAACCCCAGAGGAGGCCGAGUUGGGAUUCUGUGGCCUGUGUUCACUUCAGAACCAAAUAGAUGGCCUCAGGAGCCAUGGCACAAAGUAAGGAAUGGUCAUUCGAUUUCAGGCAUUGUGAAAUUACAAGACGUCACUUUUUCUAGUUUUGUGAGAAGUUGCUACAGUGAUGACGUGGAUGUCUGCAUUCUGCCCAACGAAGGCAGCGCUGGGAUCACGUACCCAAUCACCGCAGAGAGGACGCGGAUGCUAAGGAUGAAGGACAAGAACAAGUUCUACUUUCCUCCAUCACACCCCAGGGGAGACUCAGAAAGCGUUAUCUACCCUGAAUCAGAAUGUGAAAAUCCAAGAAAAUACCUCUUCAAGGAUCUGGACGGGAGAACCCUGGGUCUGCCUCCACCAGUCUCCGUGUUUUCUAAAACAGAGGCGGAAUGGACUGGAUCCUUCUUUAACACAGGUAUUUUUAGAGAAGAGCAGAAAUGCACAUUCCGAGCCAUGAUACCAGGCUUCAUCUGCAAACAGACUGACCAUGUGGUCCUGGUUGUCGAUAGUGUUGACACCACUUGGACAACCCAGAAGUCAUAUCCAGUUGUAUCUGUCACUAGUGGCUUUGUCGACACCUUCAGUGGCAUGAAGACCAGGACUUCAGGCUGUACUCGUACCUCUGCGACCACUUUCUAUUCCAUUGUUCCCACGGGGCAAGUCACCAGAGUCUGCUUUGUGGAGCAAACUCCUCAACGAUUGCGCUUUUUGCUAUUGGGGAACAGAAAUGCCACAAAACUCAUCUUGGCUGUAUUCUACCACGAGAUUCAGAGCCCGCAGGUUUUCUUACGGGAACGUUUUGCCCCACCCGCUCUAACGGAGUCAGCUUCUCCCUUGUUGGAAGAGUCUGCUGGCGCCAAUGUUUUCAACCUUAUGGAAAACCUCCUGUACGUUGUCCUUCAAGGAGAGGAGCCUGUUGACAUAUACACAAGCACAUCCAUUCAUUUGGCUUUCACAGUGGAAUUUUCAGUCCUAGAAAAAGGCUGGGAAGUAGCAAUGCUUGAAAGGCUAGCAAGCUUCUUACGCCUUGGCCAAAAUCAAAUCAGAUUUAAGCACCAGAUUCCUGGCAAUGAAGAUACCUUAAGGACCAUUGCUGACAGUUGGGCCAAAAGAAAGCGCACUUGCCCAACUAUAACUUGCGGCAGUCGUUAUAGAAGAUCUGGUCAGCGUAGACCUCUCAUGACUGACGUGAACUCCUACAAAUUCUCACCACCAAACACCCUGGACAUGAUCUCAAAAGUGAUUGUCAUUGAAAUUGGUGAUCCACCAACAGUAAGGAAGAGUGGACUGGUUCUAGAUUUACCAAGAAACAGAUUACAGAAUUUGGCUCACCAGGUCAUCACUGCUCAACAGACUGGAGUCUUGGAAAAUGCUCUGAAUGUGACUAUCGGGGCCUUACUGGUGACUCAGGCAGAGGGAGUCACAGGCUAUAGAAACGCAAGCAGUUCCAGAGCUGGGAACAUCAUAUAUGUUCGGCCAUGGACGCUUUCAGUACUUGUGCAACCUUCGGAUGGAGAGGUGGGGAAGGAGCUGUCAGUGCAGCCACAACUUGUGCUUUUAGAUGAAAAGAACCGACGAGUGGAGACUUUGGGGCUUCCCUCAGAGCCUUGGACCAUUUCAGCUUCCUUGGAAGGGGUAUCAGAUUCAGUGCUGAAAGGGAAUACACAGGUGGAAACACAAGCUGGUUACGUGAGCUUCUCCAACUUGGCUGUCUUGAUCUCCGGGUCAAAUUGGCGCUUUGUUUUCACUGUUACUUCCCCUCCAGGAGUCAAUUUUACAGCUCGAUCCAAGCCCUUUGCAAUCUUGCCUGUGACAGGCAAGGAGAGAUCAACUGUGAUCCUGGCUGUCUCCCUGAGCUCCGUGGUCUCAUGGCUGACUCUGAUCUGUCUGCUCUGCUGUUGGUUUAAGAGAAGCAAAAACAGAAAAAUAAAACCUGAAGACAUGUCUGAAUCCCAAGUUAAUGAACAAAAGAAUCAUAUCCAAUUUUCUUCCAAACGCCCGGGAUCACGUGUGGAGACACGCAAGCAGGAUGCCGGGAUGGGAGCAGACGUGAGGAUGAAAGUCAUGCUGGGCAGGGCCAAGCAGCCAGUGGAUGGAGUAUUCAGAAGGCAAGUGAGCCGCCGCCCUGUCUCUGAGGACGAGGCUGUUGCAGCUGCCCCCAGGAUCGCCAGAGUCACAUCGCAGGGGCACACCUGUGCUGCAGCGUCUCCUGCUCACCAGAGUGCCCUGCAGGAGGCUGGGAGCUGGCAGGAGCCCCGUGAGCAGUUGGGCAGAUACCAGCUGGCAGGCCAAGAUCAGCUGCUAGUGUUAUGCCCGGACCUCGGGCAAGAGAGGCAGCGGUGGCAGGAGCCUGGCCAGAUGAACCAGAGGAGUGGCUGCUCAGGGCCUUCCCAAGAGAGGGGCUCGUGUGUUGCCCCUGAGACGCUCUGCCUUCACUCAUCACCACCAGAAACUACUCAGGCACAGCUGUGAUCCAGGGAUGGUGUGGGCAUUUGGGCUGAAAAACAAAAGUGUCAAAAAUAUGUCUGGGUUGUCAAACAGGUGAAAUGAAGCCUGAUCCACUGACAACAGCUAAGAAGCGAGACUGUAGAGGUUCAGUUCACUUUUCAGCUUUAACAGAGACAAAGAAUUGCUUGUAGAUCGAAAGUGUCUGAUUAUAUGUCUUGUAUCGAUCAAUCGCUGAUCUGGUGAGCCAGUGCCAGGCAAAUAAUAGGUUCUCAAAAACUUGGUGUUCUGCUUGGUUUUAACUUUUUCCUAUUCAGCCAGCAACCUAUUAAUUGUAUUACCCUGAAUUACACCAACAGGCACUGUUAUUAACCUUCUCUAAAGAUGGCCACCCACAAUGCUUCAGGUUGUCUUAUAGGAAGAACUGUGAAUGCUCCAGGAAGGUGCAUUUGAUUCUCUAAUGCUAUGGAAACACAUCCCUUUACCCAGUACGAACCCUGGAUAACAGGAGGACACCUCACUCCCUGAUGCACCAAGGCUUACCUUCCAACCAUGAGGCCACUUCUUGAUUUAAUAAAAUUAGUAAUUCUCUUCAUGAUUUAAAUUCAGCCUCUUGGGGGCUGGAGAGAUGGCUUAGGAGUUAAGCUCUUGCCUGUAAAGCCUAAGGACCCUGGUUCAAGGCUUGAUUCCCCAGGACCCACGUUAGCCAGAUGCACAAGGGGGCACACGCGU